Molecule: messenger RNA, 1029 nt
Organism: Kwoniella shivajii
Lineage: Eukaryota; Fungi; Basidiomycota; Tremellomycetes; Tremellales; Cryptococcaceae
Exons: 4
Coding region: 1-1029 (342 amino acids)
Cellular component (GO): plasma membrane
Source: RefSeq, a predicted model, not a curated record
AUGGCAUUCGGAUGGGCAGGAAGUUCGUGGUCACCAUGGUCGUCAUGGCUAGGCUCUACUUCCGAUUCUGAUUCUGAUUCCGAUACGGAUGGCAACUCUAGCUCCAACUCCGAUCCUGCCACUACUUCCACUACUAUAGUUCAAACCUCGACAUCUACCAUUCCCAUUCCAGUCAUACAGUCUACAACAUCGAAAAUCAUCGUAGCUACUCUCCCUCCAGCUUUGGUCCCUGCCUCUUCCCCAAAGCCAUCUACCACUCAACGAUCCCUGUCUAGUCUCAAAGCUAGCUCAACGACUCCCAUACAAGCCAUUCAGACAUCGAGCUCGCAGAGACCAUCGUCUUCACCAACAGCUUCAUCCGCACCUUCUCAACCCUCUGCGCCUUCUUCCAUCACCGCGCAAUCGGCUCAAACAACGGCAUCGUCUCCUACCUCGUCGGCAAUUGUGGUGGAAGCCAUUCCGGAUGAAUGGGAAUAUUGGGGUUGUAUACCAAAUGUGAACGGAAUACCAGUACUGAAUACGACCUAUGCGACAUCAGACGAAUUGACACCUUCGUUGUGUCUGACGGCUUGCUCAGCAUGCCAAUAUCAUUUUGCUGGACUUCAGAACGGUAAUGCAUGUUUCUGCGGAUCAUCCAUUACAUCCUCUUCUAUCUCUAAAUCAUCUACAGAUUUUACAUGUUUGAAAGCCUGUACAGGAGAUCCUGGUUCUAUAUGUGGAGGAUCAACAUCAAUGUCGUUUUAUCGCCUUAAACCGUAUAAUCCUGACUCAACAUACAAUGAUGAAUCGACAAGCACCAGUUCUGGAUUUGGUACAGGUGGCGGAUCAAUGACUGUUAUAGCUAGAUUACCGGAGUUUACAGGAACGUUAAUGGAAUAUGGUGAUCCUAGGUUCAAGAAUCCGAAAGACUCUAUCAUGUUUGGUGAGACUAUGAAGAUCUCCUCAUCUGAAUCGAGAGAAUCAAUGAUGUCUGGAAGUACGCUGGGUAUCGCGAUUUUAUCAAUUUGCUUUGUGAAUAUAUUGCGUUGA